AUGACUACAACAGAUCGAAGUCGUAUACGUCCAAUGGGACAUUCGACUAUUCAUCAAUCUCAGCAUACGCGUACAUCACCAGCAAACAAUUCCAAAGGAAUUAAAAUUCGAUUUGGCAAUAAUCAAUCAACAUUGACUUCAAUGUCGAAACCAGCAUCAAUAUUGAAAAAACAAAGAGAAAAUAAGCCAUACGUUGAUCAUUUUAAUGAAAAUGUCAACGAUUGGCAACCACCAAGUGAUCUUGAAUUAAUUUCAACAAAAAAAAUGUAUAGUCCUAUUGGUACACCACCGCGAUUACGAACACUCAUAACUCCACCUGGUAUUGAACCCUAUCGAAAUACUUUCAAUUUACGUCGAAUAAAUAGUCCAUUACCAUCACUUGAUGACUGGCAUAUUCCUCCAGCUGGUCUUGAUACAUGGGGACUUGAUCCCAUCGAUUAUCGUUUAAAUCAAGAUCUACAUUUAAUUCGACGCUAUCCAUCACCAUUAACACAUUUCGGUCUAGGAAGUCAAGCUCAAAAACAAAAAAAGUCAUACAUUGUGGUACCUCGUCUAUCCAGUUUCACCACUCCACCUAUUAGUAGAGAUGGUGCUGGUGGUACUUUCACCAUACCUUCUCAUCAAGCAGCAUCAACCUACGUUCCUGAUUCUGAAUAUAUAUAUCUUGAAAGAGUUCGUUCAUAUCCUUCACCGAAAUUUCAACGAGAACCUUCUGAUUACAUUUAUGUUCGUCGUAAUGAUGCAUUUGCAAAUCGUUUUAUAGAAGAUUUUAUCGGUAAAUGUAUUGAAGAUCAAUUUAUACCAGAUAUUUUACUUGAAAUAGUUAGUGAACUUGAUCGAGAAAAUAAAAAUCAAAGUGUAAAAUCGUUUAAACCUGAAGUUGAUCGAUAUUAUACUGAAUUAAAUAAUUUUAUUAGCCAAAAAGAAAUUGAUAACUCUCAUUUAUUCUCUGACGCAUGGAUACGUGAACUUGAUUAUCAACGUCCACCAAUUCCUUCAUCAAAUAUUGAUUCUAAUAUAUCAUUACUUAAACCAUUAGAUUUCAGAGAAUUUCCACGUACUCAAAUAACGACAAAAAAAAGAUAUCACGAUUUACCUCCAGAUAUACAAGGCCGUCUAUUACAAGAUAUUAAUCAAGAAUUAAUUGAUUACGAAGUAGAAAAUAUGGUUACAGAAAUAACUGGUCAAACUUUAACCAAUAAAUUACGUAAUGUUCCAGCUGUAAAUGAUGCUACGAAUGAUAUUUAUCGUGAUAUUGAAUCGGAGGUUAUAAGAGAAAUAAUGCGUGAUACAGCUUACGAUGUUCAUAGUUCUCAAAGAAAUCAAAUUGAUCAAGUUCAAUUUAAUUCAAUAGAAAAACAAGCACAAAAUAAAUUAUUAGAUACAAUAUUGUUAGAUCAAUUAACUGGAAAAUAUAUUAAACAAAAUGGUUCAGUUGUUGAUGUUGAUGAUCUUUCGCGUUUCUUAGACGCAACUAUUCUUGAUAGUUUAGUUUAUCAUUAUCAAGAUAUAAAUGAUAAUCGUUCGAGAACAUUAGAUAAUUAUGCUUUAAGAAAAUUUCAUCUUAAUUCAUUUAUGAAUAUGACAAUGGAUUUAUUAUUAACUGAACUUAGUGCUAGUCUUAUUGAAGAUAUGAAAGAUUUAGAUGAACAAGAACGAAAAAUAUUUUAA
Molecule: messenger RNA, 1671 nt
Organism: Rotaria sordida
Lineage: Eukaryota; Metazoa; Rotifera; Eurotatoria; Philodinida; Philodinidae
Source: the annotation of a GenBank genome assembly